CUGAUGUCAGAGCUGUCAUUAAUGAGGGACUGAGGGUGCUGUCCAAGGUGCUGAAACCUGACAGCAGUCUUUUAUUGUCCAGCAGCCAGUCAGCUGGUAUGUGUAUCUACAACAAUAAGGCCCACUGACUUUGGAAACUGACACGUAUUUACCAAGACAGCAAGUUCCAAGAAAAAGACCAGACUGUUUUUUUUCUCUCUCAUUUAUUUAUUCAUUUUUUAUAUUUGUGGAGAUGGAUUUGUUACCAGCCCAGGAAGCUGCUAAAAUCUACCACACUAAUUAUGUGAGGAACUCCAGAGCCAUCGGUGUCAUGUGGGCCGUGUUCACCAUCUGCUUCACCAUCAUCACCAUGGUGGUCUUCAUCCAGCCCUACUGGAUCGGAGACAGUGUCGACACCCCGCAGGCUGGUUACUUUGGCCUCUUCCACUACUGCAUAGGCAACGCAUUGACCUCGGAGCUGAUCUGCAAAGGCAGCGUGCUGGACUUCGGCUCCAUCCCAUCACCAGCUUUCAGGACUGCGAUGUUCUUCAUUGGAACAUCCGUGCUGCUGGUGGUGGGCACUAUGGUCUGUUUUAGCCUCUUCUUCUUCUGCAAUGCUGGCAAUGUCUAUAAGAUCUGUGCCUGGAUGCAGCUGGCAUCAGCUGUGCUAAUGGGAAUGGGCUGCAUGAUAUACCCAGAUGGCUGGGACUCCCCAGAGGUAAAGAGGAUGUGCGGCCAGAAGACAGAUAAAUAUUCUCUAGGGAACUGCACAGUGCGCUGGGCCUACAUACUCGCCAUCAUCAGCAUCUUAGAUGCUCUCCUUCUGGCUUUUCUGUCCUUCACUCUUGGAAACCGCCAGGACAAACUGCUGCCAGACGACUUUGAGGUGGAGGGAGCAGAAAAUUCCUGACUCACCAGAGACCCAGCGGACCAGGAUAUGAUGCCACAAGUCACACCAAUCGUGGGUCAACUAUUGUAAAAUGGCAUUACUUUGUACUUAUUGCAUGUUUUAAAUCUUCAAAGAUGUGGAGGGAUGCAGCGUUUGGUUACUGCUUCAUAAAGCUAACCAGCAGGUAACUGCAA
Molecule: messenger RNA, 1062 nt
Organism: Thalassophryne amazonica
Lineage: Eukaryota; Metazoa; Chordata; Actinopteri; Batrachoidiformes; Batrachoididae
Gene: lhfpl5b
Product: LHFPL tetraspan subfamily member 5b
Exons: 3
Coding region: 233-889 (218 amino acids)
Biological process (GO): detection of mechanical stimulus involved in sensory perception; sensory perception of sound
Cellular component (GO): plasma membrane
Source: RefSeq, a predicted model, not a curated record